Messenger RNA from Hylaeus volcanicus, 921 nucleotides. RefSeq lists its product as uncharacterized. The transcript is spliced from 3 exons. Gene Ontology annotation, biological process: sleep; positive regulation of voltage-gated potassium channel activity; regulation of synaptic transmission, cholinergic. Lineage: Eukaryota; Metazoa; Arthropoda; Insecta; Hymenoptera; Colletidae. Bases 156 to 692 code for a protein of 178 amino acids. The record is from RefSeq and is a predicted model, not a curated record.
UCGCAAUCUCGUACUCGCGAUCAGACCGUGGAGUCGACGACAACCCUUCCAACCGAGCCAGUGCUUUUCUCUCCGUCACGCAUCGCAGUUGCGUUCCGUUUGCCCCCUGAAGACGAAUUUCUACCAGAGGAAACCCGCCACGCUAAACGAAAAUCAUGUAUCGAAGGAUUCCAGUGCUAGUCGUCGGUCUCGUGCUCGUUUCGGUGGCCCGUUCAGACGAAACCUUGAAGUGCUACAUGUGCACUUCGUUCUCGCAACCGGGCUGUGACACUGAUCCAAAGGCAAAUAACAUCGAACCCACCGAAUGCACUCUGGCGCACAUGGCCGACUGGCAACAGACCGUACUACAGCACAAAAGCUUGAGUACAAUAUCUCGCAUCUUCGAAGUCGACACCUCGCACUCGUCGCAGCAGUACCAGGCUGUUGCACCCAUGGCCUGCGCGAAACUGAUCCUGAAACUGAACAAACACGAGGUUACGGUGAGAAGCUGCCAGACAGCGAAGACGGAGACCAUCGAUCCUUGCAAAACGAUACAAGGACAGUUCAAUAACGACCUCAUCAGUGUGGAGCACUGCGAGCUCUGUAUGGAAGACGCUUGCAACAGCUCGAUCGCCAAUUCGGCCAGGAUUCUCCUUGUUUUAUUGUCGAUGGUCGGCUCUGUAAUCCUUGGCGCUCUUUACAACGGAGCGUAACCUUCGUGCACUGGUUUACAGAAUUAAUUGCGACCGCCAUCGGAGACGUUCCACCAGAGAUGGGCACAAUUUUAUUCGCGUAACGGAUAACGAAUAAAAUUAACGCGUAGCAAUCUAUUCGUUUAUUCAAUUGUACAACUAAAUUUGUAUUCGUUGUGGAAUAUUUCAUUUCACAAAUCAAACUCUAAUUAAAGAGUAAAGAAUAAACAGGUCCUCUUUUCUUUCACAA